This is a messenger RNA of Musa acuminata subsp. malaccensis (wild Malaysian banana), 2713 nucleotides long. RefSeq names its product transcription factor GTE9. Gene Ontology annotation, molecular function: protein binding. Lineage: Eukaryota; Viridiplantae; Streptophyta; Magnoliopsida; Zingiberales; Musaceae. The record is from RefSeq and is a predicted model, not a curated record.
CAACAAAACCCUACGACGGAGAUCACUCCCCACCCCCCUUCUCCCGACCCGUCUCUCGCCCUCCGCCGCGAGCGGGUGAGAUCUACCCCUCUCCCCUAAUCCAAAAGUAUGGCUCAUCGGCGGGUCUUCUACCAUCUAUGUGGUUUAUGUGAUUGAGUUGGGCAUCACAAAGAGCUGCUCUGUUAACACUUUUUGGUCUCAGCAUCUACUGGCAGUUGAGAAUCUAUUGACAUUUGAUUGAGGUCAUGGUUGUUGAGGGUGAAUUGAUUAAUAUUCAGAAUGCACCGCUUCAGUUCUUUGAGCUCUCCACCAUGCCAGUUGCUGAAAAGCUAGCACUAAAAAAGAAGUUGAAAACAGAACUUGACCAUGUGCGAUCUGCAGUUGAAAACAUUAUAGCAGACUGUGAGAGAAGAUUAGGUCAAAAGCAUUCUGCUGCUGAAGAAGACCAAGCAGUAAUACUAGGAAAUGAUUGUGCUGGUGAAGUUGUUGCAUCCAUCCAUUCCUUCUGUAUUCCUGAGCAGCAGCCUUCCUUGACUGGUGAGAACUAUCAGACAACAAUGAGCAAGAGAAAAAUAGCACUGGAAAUGAAUACAAACCCUAAAGAUGCUGAUAAUUACUCUAAUGAUGGAAUAGAUAUGAUUCCUGAUAAGUCUGAUGCAAAGUCUGUUCUGACAGGCCCAUCUAAAGGUUCCACUCUAGGAACUUCUGAUGCACUGAAGGUGAAAGGUGAGAAAAUGGAUUCCUUCAAGACUAGGCAGUGUGCUAAUAUUUUGAAGAUACUAAUGAUUCAUCCUGCUGGGUGGGUGUUUAAGGAACCUGUGGAUCCAGUGAAACUAAAAAUUCCAGAUUAUUUUUCAAUUAUCUCCAAGCCAAUGGACUUGGGUACUAUAAAACGGAAACUUGGAAGAAAGCAGUAUUCAAGCACUGUACAAUUUGCUGCAGAUGUAAGGUUGACUUUCUCCAAUGCGAUGCGAUAUAAUCCUCCUGAAAAUGAGGUUCAUGUCAUGGCUAAGGAAUUAAAUAACAUUUUUAAUUCAAGAUGGAAAUUACUGGAAGCAGAAUGGAGAAACAAAAGCACACUUUCUUCACAGUCAGUGACAAACACUCAGAAGAAAAAACGGUUACUCGAGAAAAGGCCUGAUCCAAACUCUGUUUUGAGAAGGUUCAUACCAUCUGCUGAAAAAUUGAAGCUAAAAAAGGAAUUGUCAAAUCUACCAGUAAGGAAAAUGCCACCUCGACUGCUUAGUUUUCUUCAGAGCAAAGGUAUAGUGGGACAAAUUGGAGAAUUUGUCGGCAUAGACAUUGAUAUGUUUGAUGAAGAGACUUUAUGGGAAUUGCAUCAACUUGUAAGAAAUUUUAUUGAUGGAACACCAAUUGAGCAGAUAAAGAAAUGUACCAGGAGACCUGAGCAGGACUCACACAAAGGCCCAGGUGAAACUGUGCUCCAAUCUGAUGUUAUUGAUGAGUUCGUGAGCCCUUUGGCUCGGAUGAAAAGUGCACAUAGAACUGUAAGUUGCCAGCGGAGUCAUUGUAAUGACUCAAGUCAAGCUUCAUCAAGUGAAGUAGAUUCUGGAAGAUCUUCACGUAGCGAGCAUUACUCUCGCCGUUCAACUGCAAACAGUUUGGACUGGGAAAAAACACCAACAGGGUUUGGUCUCCAGAGUAACGAUUCCAUACAAUCUAUUUCUCAUCCUCCGAGUCCACUGACUGCUGCUACAGAAGAUCUAGGUCCUUGUGAGGAACAAUUAUCACCAUCCAAAGCUCUUCGUGCUGCAAUGUUGAAGAGCCGUUUUGCAGACACCAUUCUGAAAGCACAGCAACAGUCACUUGGUGUAAAAAUAGACCCAGCAAAGUUGCAACGAGAAAGAGAAAAGUUGGAGAAAAGGCAGCGGGAAGAGAAAGCAAGGAUCGAGGCACAAGUUAAAGCUGCUGAGAUUGCAGCAAAAAUGAAGGCAGAAGCUGAGCUGACGAGGCAAAGAGAAGCAGCACGCUUGGCAUUGCAAAAGAUGGAGAAGACUGUUGAAAUUGAUAACAGCCACAUAUUGAAAGAUCUAGAAAACUUAGGCUGUCCUCUGCCCGGGCACUUUGAUAUGACUGAUGAAACGGUGGGUAAGUUCAUGCAAGAACUUGAAAUGCACUCGGGUCUUGUGAAUCCACUGGAGCAGUUGGGUUUGUUCAUGAAGAAUGAAGAUCUUGAUGAGGUUGACGAGUGGAUUUCAUCUGCUGGCAAUGGUGAUGUCGAAGAAGGGGAGAUCGAUGGGUCAUAGUUAUUAUACAUUAUUGGAACCUUCUUUGUGGCAGGCUACGAUGGUUGUGUUUAAAAAAUACAUACAAGUGCUAUAUUUAAGUGAGAAAGGAGUUUCAGCUUAUGAUUAUAAUGUAUGCUAAGCAACUGCACUGGUCAUAUGAUGUACUUGAAGAGGGAGUGUCUGCUGAGCAACAAAGAAGCCCAAGUAAGGGAAGAAACAAGUAAAAGAAAAAAAAGGACUACGAGGAAAAAAAUGAUUUAUAUACCAUUGUCUGCUUGAUGCUGUUCUUUGUGAUUGUCAAGUUGAUUGGGAUUAGGAUCGUGAUUUGGAUCAAAACUCUUAGGUCGUGUUUAUAUUGGUCUUGGAAGGAAAAAAAAAGUGUAGUUUUAUACCUUUAGAGUUGUUUGACAUAUUAUUGUGUAUUUUGACAUGAUUAACUAAUACUAUUUUUAUGAUUAGGUAUC